This is a messenger RNA of Loxodonta africana (African savanna elephant), 4473 nucleotides long. RefSeq names its product MAPK interacting serine/threonine kinase 1 (gene MKNK1). NCBI's taxonomy places the organism in Eukaryota, Metazoa, Chordata, Mammalia, Proboscidea, Elephantidae. Bases 2070 to 3326 code for a protein of 418 amino acids. Gene Ontology annotation, cellular component: nucleus; cytoplasm. Gene Ontology annotation, molecular function: calcium-dependent protein serine/threonine kinase activity; calmodulin binding; ATP binding. Gene Ontology annotation, biological process: protein autophosphorylation; intracellular signal transduction; peptidyl-serine phosphorylation. The transcript has 14 exons. The record is from RefSeq and is a predicted model, not a curated record.
GGCAGAGCUAUCUGCAAGUGGGGGUGCGCCCGACCGAUGCCGCGGGGAGUCAGCUGUGGUGAAGGAGAGGCGGAAAGUAUUUAAAAUCUACGACGUGCUAAAGGAUCCUAGUGGCAGCAGUGGUUAAGCACUUGGCUGCCAACUGGAAGGUUGGCGGUUUGAACCCACCAGCCGCUCUGCAGGAUAAAGGUGUGACAGUCUGCUUCAGCCUUGGAAACCCUGUGGGGCAGUUCUCUCUGUUACAGGGUGGCUAUCUGUUUGACCAUAUGCUGGUGACUGUACAGUGGGGAAAGGAAUAGUGUCCCAUGCAAUCUCUGUUCUCAAGAGAACUUCCAGGCCAACUGUCAUAUGGUCAGUGGCAGAUCAGAGUCCAGCACAGGUGACAGGAAUGAAGUGUUGUUGGAGAUGAUUGGCGUUGGGGUAUCUCACUUUUGCCACUUCCUAUCAGUGUUUUUUUUUUAUCAGUGUGUCAAGUCAUUUCCCCUCUCAGAGCUUCAGUUUUUCCUCUGAAAAAUGAACAUAGUAGGGUCACUACAAAGGCUGAGUAGGAUUACAUGUAAGUCAAGCAGUGUUGUGCUUGUCAUGGAAUGGGUGCUCGGUAUGUGGUAGCUGUGAUUUCCAGGAACUAAUAGAUCAUUUUGGACUGAGUACUCUAGAAAGGCCUUGGGGGAGUGGUUGAUGUGGCUUGGGCUUUAAAGCCUGAGUGGGACUUACAGGUGGAACUGACUUUGCAGUAUGGAAAGGGAACUGAUACUCAGAUUUACCAGGGCUUCAAACCAGUUCAGUUUGAACCUCUGCCGAGAAUUUUUAUUUCUACCCCCAGAUAUACUGAAUCAGAAUCUACAUUUUAACAAGAUCCCCAAGUGAUUCUUACGUAUAACUUCCUGGGAACUUGUUAGAAAUACAGGUUCUCAGCAGGGGUUCAAACCAGUUCAGAUCCCUGCUACUUGCCCCUCUGUGUGUCAGGUACCCAUGGUGGGCAGUUGGUAAGUAUUGUCUCGUUGAAUCCUCAGCCAUGAGCCAGGUGCAUUUAGCCCACUACCUUUAACUUCAGCCCCUCUAAAGAUAUGAAAAGAAUACCCAGGGUUGGGUUUUUAUAUGGAGUUGCGCCAGCUGGAAACUUUGGUGCACUCCCACCCUCUGCUGCUUCUUCUCCCUCAGUUCUUUCUUUCUGUGAUCCAGAGGAUUGGUUGGGUUCUUGGAUUUGUCUGGAGGGCCUGUUACUCUAGUGCUCUAGCACUUUUUGUCGGUUGGGCCUAACAAGUGAGUACCUGUUAAGCUCAGACUGCAUGAGCUAGACCAUAGGAGAGAGGAGCUCUGAGAACAGGAGCUGUUGAAUUCCAGCACUGCUUAGGAAGCCCAUAUGGUCUCCUGUUAUGUGGUCCCAUAGUAAAAGAGUAACUGGGUCCUUUUCUAUCCUCUUCAUGGGUGCCCAUAUGAUCUUCUUGAAACAGUGAUCUGAUCAUGUUAUAACAUUGAAUAAUCUCUGCUCAGAAACUUUGGGGUCUUCAUUGCCCAGUAUACAGAGUUUGGAUUCAUCAGGCUCGUAGACACAUCUCCCCAUGAUCUGAUCACAAACCUCUUUCCUGCCCUGUGUCCCUUUGUUUUCCAAGCCUGCACCCUGUGCCCCAGUCAAAAUGAAACAAGUCUUUGUUCCUCAAACACACCCUGCAUGUUCCUGUUCCAGCCUUUUUGGAGUUCCCUCCUCCUGCUCCUAUGUGACCUGCCUGGUGAAGCUUCUCUGAUUCCCAUGCUGGAUUAGUUGCUACCUUUCCAUCUUCUGUAGCAGAAGCUGAACCUCGAUCACAGAGCGUGGGGCCUGUUACCCCAUAUGUACUCUGAGUGCAUUGAUGGCAUGGACCAUACCUGUAGCAUCUCUCCCCUGCCUGGAACAUAGUCAGCGUCUGCAGCGUUUAUUCAAUGGAAUACGCUGCCAGAUAUGAUGAAGCAGAGGCAGAUGAAAAACAGAAGAAUAUCUGCUACAUACAGAGACCAUUGAAGCAUUAUUUCAUUUGGAAUUUCAAGUUUAUAGAACAUUCAUUUCCCAGAAGUUCAACAAACCUAUAGAGAUGGGCAGCAGUGAGCCCUUUCCCAUUGCAGAAAGCGACAAGAGGAAGAAGAAAAAGCGGAAGGUCCGGGCUACUGACUCCUUGCCAGGAAGGUUUGAAGAUGUGUACAAGCUGACCUCCGAGUUGCUGGGAGAGGGAGCCUAUGCCAAAGUUCAAUGUGCCGUGAGUCUGCAGAAUGGCAAAGAGUAUGCUGUCAAAAUCAUCGAAAAACAAGCAGGGCACAGUCGGAGUAGAGUAUUUCGAGAGGUGGAGACUCUGUAUCAGUGUCAAGGAAACAAGAACAUUUUGGAGCUGAUUGAGUUCUUUGAAGAUGACACAAGGUUUUACUUGGUCUUUGAGAAAUUGCAAGGAGGCUCCAUCCUGACCCACAUCCAGAGACAGAAGCACUUCAAUGAGCGAGAAGCCAGCCGAGUGGUGCGGGAUGUUGCUGUUGCCCUUGACUUCCUGCAUACCAAAGGCAUUGCUCACCGUGAUCUGAAGCCGGAAAAUAUAUUGUGUGAGUCUACAGAAAAGGUGUCUCCAGUGAAAAUCUGUGACUUUGACUUGGGUAGUGGGGUGAAACUGAACAACUCCUGCACCCCCAUAACCACACCAGAGCUGACCACUCCAUGUGGCUCUGCAGAAUACAUGGCCCCCGAGGUGGUGGAAGUCUUCACAGACGAGGCUACUUUUUAUGACAAGCGCUGUGACCUGUGGAGCCUGGGUGUGGUCCUCUACAUUAUGCUGAGCGGCUACCCCCCCUUCGUAGGCCACUGCGGGGCAGACUGCGGCUGGGACCGGGGAGAGGUCUGCAAGGUGUGCCAGAACAAGCUGUUUGAGAGCAUCCAAGAAGGCAAGUAUGAGUUUCCUGACAAGGACUGGGCGCAUAUCUCCAAUGAGGCCAAAGACCUCAUCUCCAAGCUCCUGGUUCGAGAUGCAAAGCAGAGACUCAGCGCUGCCCAGGUUCUGCAGCAUCCAUGGGUGCAGGGGCAAGCUCCAGAAAGGGGACUCCCCACGCCGCAAGUCCUCCAGAGCAGAAAUAGCAGCACCAUGGACCUGACUCUCUUCGCUGCUGAGGCCAUCGCCCUGAACCGCCAGCUGUCUCAGCACGAGGAAAACGAGAACCAGCUGGCUGAAGAGUCCGAGGCACUGGCUGAGGGCCUUUGCUUGGUGAAGCUUUCCCCUCCCUCCAAGUCACGCCUGGCCCGCCGGCGGGCCCUGGCCCAGGCAGGCCGCAGUGCAGAUGCCAGACGGUGCCCAGCACCCACAGCACUCUGACCCACACAGUACCCCCUUCUAGGCCCUAGGUCUGUCAGGUAUUACCCCUGGAAAGCUGUGAGGUCAUUGUAUGCAGAGCAAGCCAAGGGACCUUCUCUGUAGCCCCAUUCAGGCCUUCCCCUCCACAAAGGCCCUGAGGUUCCCACCCAGCCCCCCAGUUCCCCAGGGUCCUUGAGGAAAAAGCUUUUUCGAAAGGGGUUGUCAUUGAAAAGGAAAGCAAUCACUUGUCACUUUGUAUAAUCACCAGUGGUGAUGGGGACAGCUCUUUGCUAGGCUCCUGCCCACCUGCUCACUGCCUACAGAUCCAGCGUGCUCUCCUGACGGCCAGUGGCUGGGGCUGCAGCCUUCAGGGAGCGAGCUUUGAGAAACGUCAGUUGACAGAGGCCGCCGAUGUGUGCCUCUUCCCUUUCUGCACAGUCACCCUGCUCUGGCGGUCCUUGCCACCUUCCUCUGUCCUCCGGACAGACGUCCUGUUUGCCCGUCCUCUCCCUUGACUGAGCAGAGCCAUCCCCCCAAGUCAGGGGAGGACAGGGAGCCUUCUGCAUUAGGCAAACCAGAGCAGUCUUCCAGCCUGUAGCACAGAGAAGCAUAUAAUCUUUCCUUGCCGUGACCGAAAUGUGUCCCUCAUUUAUCAUCCUCUUCCUUGUUUGUGGUUGCUGCUAAAGUCAGUAUUAUUUCAUUUUAAAAGGGGCGGGGGGGGUGUUUUUAUUAAAUUGUGCUUUUCCAGCGAAGAUGGGACUUUAAAUUCCCACUGCAAGCCCAUAGACUUUCCAGAGUGUGUAAUGGCUUGCUUUUCUUCCCUGAAUGUCCGUGCGUUUGGGUUUUAAUCUGCUUUUUCUUAUUAUUCUAACUGGUUUUAAGCUGUUACUAUCAUAGGCAACUGAGAGACAGUCCCAGUGUCAGCAGCAGCUGCAGUGCCCCUCAGGUAUGGUAUGGAGGUGGCACAGGCCUGGGCAGUUCAGUGGUGCUGGGUGCCUGCCUGAUGUGGAGCCAGAGGAGAGGCCAGUCGGCCUGUGUCAGAGGCGGCCGCUGCCCUGGUCUAACACCAUGGUGCCUAUUGCCAGAGAACUUGAAGGUUCAUCCAUUGCCAAAAAAGCCGAGCUUUUGAAUUACAUAAAGAAAAUAGAUUUGCACAUGUCAGACAAAU